AUGCAGGUUCUUGCUGUAUCUCUGCUCGUAGUUCAGAUCACCCUGGUUGCCCUUGGCGCUAGACAGCCUACUAUCCGGAGACGCGAGUCACUUGCUGGCGCCAUCCUUGAGCUUGUAGCAGGGCUUGCCGUUGUCAUUAUCACUGAUCUUGAGCACAUCCGUUCCAUUCGACCUUCAUUCCUUGUCUCUGCCUACUUGUUUGCCACGAUACUUUGUGACCUGGUACGAGUGCGUAAUGCUUGGCUAUUAUCAGACAGUCAAGCCUACGCAGGCUGCCUUUCUUUGUCUCUCACUAUCAAAUUACUCCUCUUAAUCCUGGAGAAUGUUGAGAAGCGAAAAUGGUUGAAGCCUAGUCAGAAGAUGAGGUCUAGUGAGAGCCUUAGCGGACUAUUCAGCCGCGGCCUCUUCGCUUGGUUGAACGGCCUGUUGUGGAAAGGAUACUCCAUGCUGCUGUCCGAGAAUUCAUUGCCUAGAAUCCAUGAAAAGCUCGCGUCGCGCGACUUAUCUGCCCAAUUUGCGGAAUCAUGGACCUCGUCUAAUCAGAGCCGCCAAAAUGCACUACUUCUGACUGUAAUCAGCUGUCUACGAUGGGAGAUACUGACGAUCGCUUUCCCUCGAAUCUGUGUUGUGGGGUUUAGUAUCGCCCAGCCGUUCCUGGUGGGUAAGACUGUCACCAUCCUAGAGCAGAAUGAUUCAUUCUCGCUAGAUAAGGGUUACAGCUUGAUCGGAGCCACCGCUAUUGUAUUUAUCGGAGUUGCUGUGUGUACAGCCUGUUACCAGCAUUUGGGGUAUCGUGUUACAACGAUGCUCCGUGGUGGUCUUAUGGCGAUUGUCUUUCAGCACCUGAUGAAUCUACCGUCAGGUAGCGUUGACGAGUCUAGUGCUAUUUCCCUCAUGGGCACUGAUAUAGAGAUGCUUGCCGAAUACUUCCAGUCAACAGUUUGUGAGAUUUGGGCCAAUAUCAUACAGCUGGGACUAGCCACUUGGCUUCUUCAAACCCAGGUAGGCGCUGUUUGUAUCGCACCCAUUGUGGUCGUAAUAAUCUUCACCGUCGCAUCGCUCGGCAUGGGAAAUACCGUGUCUGCACGGCAGCAAUCCUGGCUCCAGGCUACUGAGAAACGCAUCAACUUCACCACUGGUAUCCUCGGGUCUAUCCAAAACAUCAAGUUCCUUGGAUUGACCGAAAUAAUGGGGGCUAUGAUUAACGCCUUGCGUGUUGACGAGCUCAGAGUCUCCAAAAGAUUCCGUCGAAUCCAGACCGUUCGUGUCUGCAUGGUCAACCUUCCCACUAUUGUUGGGCAGCUCGCAACCUUCGCUGGCUACGCCAUAGUAGCUAUGGUGCAAGGCUCUGGGGGUCUAAAGGUCUCGCAAGCCAUCACGUCUCUCUCACUGGUCAAUCUUCUGGUUACUCCGCUCUCUAAUCUCUUGCUGGCGAUUCCGGAUACAUUCGCGUCAAUAGGCUGUCUCACCCGAAUACAGGACUUCCUCAGGAAGCCAGGUCGCAUUGAAAGGAGACAAAUAGCCCAGAUAGCAGGCAGACCUCCCCUUCUAUCCCCAUCUUCGUCUACUAUCGAGCUACCCACCCUUGAACAGCAUGUGGCCAGUCCUGUUCUAGAAAAGCAACCUGACAUCGUUCUGUCCCUCAACAAUGUCCACUUUGGAUGGAAAGACUCUCUACCCGAUAAACCUCGCCUCUCGCUUACUUUGAGAUCCUCUCCUAAUGGUAACCUUGUUAUGAUUGUCGGUCCAGUAGGUAGUGGUAAGUCCACCUUCCUUAGAGGACUUGCUGGUGAAACACCCGUGCUGGAGGGGGAACUCUUUAUGAAGUACCCGGAUCUGGCCUUUUGUGAGCAAGCCUCAUGGUUGACAAAUACAUCAAUCCGAGAAAGCAUUAUUGGAGAAAACCUAUCAUUUUUGUUCGAUUCUGAGUGGUAUCACACCGUGGUCAGAGCAUGUGGACUGGAGCCAGAUCUCAAGAGAUUGCCGGCCGGCGAUCAAACACUUGUAGGCAGCAAGGGUGCUAAACUAAGCGGUGGGCAGAAGCAAAGAAUAGCUAUAGCGCGAGCCGUUUAUGCGCGAAAGCGUAUUGCUUGCUUCGACGAUGUCCUCAGUGGUCUAGACAAUGGAACAGCUCAUCUGGUAUUCAACAAUGUUUUCGGUCCGGCUGGAUUACUACGCCGGCUGGGCUGCACUGCGUUCUUGGCUACCCACAGCGGCCACCACUUACCACAUGCGGACUUUAUCAUCGUUUUGGGGAACAAUGGCAAGGUCCUGGAACAAGGCAGUUAUGCCCAGCUCCGAAGCCACGCUGGAGGCUAUAUUCACACACUAGGGAUGCAAUCAAUACAGACGGAUAGGUUAGCCGAAACGCUUGACAUUAGUGAGAAGGAUCACCAGUCGCAAAACACUGCAACAGGCUCUCUGAGUGCUCCUUCUGCUACUCAUGUUACUCGACAGGCAAAUGAUCUAGCUGUGUAUAAGUAUUACUUCUCGAGUUUGGGCGGGCUGCGCGUCUCCAUGCUACUGCUUUUCCUGAUCGUCAAUGCUGGAAUUGAUGGGUUCCGCUACGUCUGGGUGGACAUAUGGUCCUCGAGUCGUGACGGCGCCUCAAAUUCACGCUUAGGCUACCGGCUUGGACUGUAUGCAGCAUUGGCUGUCAUUGAAGCCAGCGCCCUUAUCUUUGCUGUAUUCUGGACAUGGGUGGUCAUUGUCCCUGCUGCGUCUAAGAACUUGCACUCUAUAGUGCUCCGGGCUUGUAUGAAUGCACCUUUGUCCUUCUUGUCUAACACCGAGACUGGUGUUCUUGUAACACGCUUCAGCCAAGAUAUGAGACUGGUCGACAUGAUCCUGCCUCGUGGCUUUAUAUCUACAGGGUUCCUGCUUUUCGGCGCUCUUGCUCAAGGUGCCGUCGUUAUAGCUUCACUUCCCUACAUGGCAGCGGCACUACCGGUUCUCAUUGGGGUGCUUGUCCUUGUCCAGCGGUUCUACCUGCGCACAUCUCGCCAACUGCGAUUAUUGGAAAUUGAGCUUAAGAGCCCUCUAUAUACCCACUUUAUCGAAUCACUCGCCGGAGUGGUUACUAUCCGCGCCUUCUCGUGGACUCACGCCUCUGUAUCCCGAAUGCUGUCCAUGCUUGACACAGCCCAGAAGCCCUUCUAUCUCUUACUGAGCAUCCAACGCUGGCUCAGCUUGGUACUCAAUCUAAUCGUAGCCGCUCUGACAGUGCUCCUGGUUGGAGCAGGCUUGGCCCUCCGCAGACAUGUCGACCCUGGUCUACUGGGCGUCGCCCUAGUACUGAUGGUUGAUCUAGGCCAGACUCUGUCAGAGCUGAUUCAAAACUGGACACUGCUUGAGACGUCCCUGGGGGCGAUUGCGCGGAUCAAAGACUUCGCCGAAAAUACGCCCAGUGAGGACAGAGGACUGGAUACUCAGACUGCAGAACCACGUCCGGAAUGGCCGCCUCAUGGGGAGAUCAUGUUUGUCGAUGCCAGUAUCGCAUAUGAUGCCACGGAGGGGGCUAAGCCCGUACUAGAUGGCAUUAAUCUUCACAUACGUGCCGGCGAAAAGGUUGGACUGUGUGGUAAAUCUGGAAGUGGAAAAAGCUCCCUUGCAUUAUCCCUCCUCCGCCUCAACGAGAUAGUGUCAGGACAGAUCCUCAUCGAUGGACAAGAUAUCUCCGCCAUGUCACGAUCCACGAUCCGACAGCGCAUCAGCUGUCUCAGUCAAGAGCCAUUUCUGUUCCCAGGCACUAUCCGGCAGAAUGUCGACCCACUGAAUAUACUUGAGAGCCAGGACAUUAUCAAUGCGCUGCGGUGUGUUGGCGUCUGGAAUGCUCUCGUUGCCCACCAUGGUGGCAAUGAUGAGAGGAUGCUAGAUAGCAAAUUCAACGAGGAGAUCUUAUCCAAUGGGCAGAAGCAGUUGUUUUGUCUAGCGCGGGCGCUGUUGAAGAAGAGUAAAAUCCUACUGCUUGAUGAGCCAACUAGCAGUCUGGACAGCAAAACCGAUGCCAGAGUACAAAAGGUCAUACGAGAGUCAUUCGCAGACUGUACCGUGAUUAUGGUGGCCCACCGGAUUCAUACCUUGUUGGACUUCGACCGGGUCGCUGUCCUAGAUAGUGGUCGAAUUAUCGAAACAGGCCAUCCGCGCGAGUUGCUGGAUAAGCCGGAUGGAGCGUUUGCGAAGCUGUUAGAACUGGAGGCGUGA
Messenger RNA from Aspergillus pseudonomiae, 4203 nucleotides. RefSeq names its product multidrug resistance-associated protein. Lineage: Eukaryota; Fungi; Ascomycota; Eurotiomycetes; Eurotiales; Aspergillaceae. The record is from RefSeq and is a predicted model, not a curated record. Gene Ontology annotation, cellular component: membrane. Gene Ontology annotation, biological process: transmembrane transport. Gene Ontology annotation, molecular function: ATP hydrolysis activity; ABC-type transporter activity; ATP binding. Bases 1 to 4203 code for a protein of 1400 amino acids. The transcript is spliced from 14 exons.